AUGCCAACCGCCGAUCGAGCGGGGGCGCAGCACGCGCAGAAGACUUGCGAGAAAGUGUUGGCGAUCACGCGCCUGGGCAGGAAGUACGGCCUUCGGGUUAAGGAGUGUGAUGAGGAAGCUGUUUUCAAGCAGUUUCGUCCAGGGCAGUCCUACGUAAAGGUGCGCGUCGUUUUCAAGUGGCGGGUGCACCCAUUGCCGUUUGGGUUCCAGCGCCACCACCUGACCACCCUGCUUCGUAAAUGGGGUUGGCCUGCAAAGCCGUUGCAGCCUUUGAAAGGCGAUUCUGAAGGACUUGCCUGGCAGGUCGGCUCGGAGGUCGAACCGCCCUCAUCUGCGAUGCCUGUUGGACAGAGCUAUGCCCUCAUCACUUCUUUGAAGGGCCCGCCGGCUGCAGCCACAGGUCAUCAGGUUUGUGCAACAAGGCGGACCAAGCGCCACAUCAUUUAUGACGAUGAGCCCACUGGCAGUGGCGACGUUGAUCCUUGGAGUUUUGGCAACGACCCGCUUCUCGCCCUCCGCCUGGCCUACCCCUGCCCCCCCAAACCCGUGUCGGCUGCCACAGCCAAGCUCGAUCAGCUCAAGGAGGAAAUCCAAUCUGGUGUCACGGCCCUUGUGCGCAAAGAGUGGCAAGCAUGCGGCCAGGCCGUUGUGGAGUCGGCCAGUUCGCAAAAUCCUCGCCUUCAGGCGCUCGAGGUCGCGGUCACCGAGCUCCAGGCUCAGGCAGGCAAGUUUGAAGACUGGUUCUCAACCAUCGGACAAAAAGUCAGUGCGCAGGAGGAAAGCCAGAAGCAAGUGGCGGCCACCCUUCAAGCACAGCAGACGCAACUCUCCUCCGUUCAGUCCGACGUUGCCCGCACAGCCGAGGCAAUCCAGACUACCGUAACCUCGGCAGUUUCAAAUCUUGGCAACCAGCUCGGUGAGAAAAUCGGGUCACAAAUGGCACAGCAGACUGCCAUGCUUGAAUCCAUUCUGCAACAGCAGAAGGCCGCCGAGCCGGUGCAUAAGGUCAACUUCUUCUUGGGCCGGCUCCUGGACGGGUGGUGGCAGAUCGAGCCACAGAAUACUUGCAAGCAUGCCACCCGCCGUGAUUAUAUUUACUUGUCACCAGAACUGGCCGCCCUCUUAAGGGAGGUCCAGGUCCAGGGUGACUUUGCAGAACACUCCACCUCAAUUGCUGGAUUGCAGAUUGACGUCGGGGUCAACAAGGUGCAAUCCUGGCCACUUCCGGCCACCAUGCACUGGUCGGCCGUGACUUCUGACCAAUGGAGUGAGCAAAUGUGCCCAGAUCUGCAACACACCACAUCCACUCAGUGGUUGAAAGACUUCUCAUCGGCCUUUGAGAAUCGAAUCGACGGUUUUGUUCAACCGAAUGCAUGCUAUGGCCGCGCUAGUCACCUCCAACCCAUGCAGGGUACCCACUGUGUCAUCUCCGCCAAACCUCACCGACCUGGGGAGGAACCUAUCAAGAACGGGCUGCUUUGCCUUCAGGUGAAACAGUGGUACCGCCAGUUGAGGCGAUUGCAGAGCCUCAUGCGUGCACUCAGGGCCAACAAACUCACGCCAGAUGCGGUGGAGUACCGUUUGUCUCUAUGGCGGUCCAUCCUGCAGUCCAGUGGAUUUGAAGGCGGCUUCCCGAAUUGGUUUGAGACUCGUCCCCGGCGACACCAAGGCAUGCCUAGCCUCCUGCCCUUGUCUCUGCCCUCAGCUGCUUUUGCCACGCGCCUCUUCAAGGAAUUUCGUGACAGUUAUCGCCGCUUUGAAUCGUGGCAUUCUCGUCAAAGGCAUGCCAUCCUGAAGGCACAACACGAACAGCAGCACUCCCUUCUUUUCCAGGACCUGCGAGAAGCCGCCCCCGCCCAAGUUGACACUCUGGUAUUGCGGCACACCCACCCCGUCAUUGCCAUUGAUCCUGACACCCAACAGGUUGUUCAACCCAAUGUGUUGCAAAUUAAUGGAGACGUGCCAUUGGUGGCAGACCUUGAGCUUGAACAAACUCAGGUGGAAUCGCAUCCAGUCCGUACAGACUGGAGCCGCCUGAUGGCUUUUGCCGAAGUUCAUUUUCCUGUUCUCAAUUUUGCCUUGCCUCCCAUUACCGUAGAAAUUUGGUAUGCUGCCAUCUCCCGCUACAAGGUCAGAGCCGCUCGGGGCCCAGACGGGUAUGGCCGUGAGGACCUUCAACGGAUGCCGGUUCACUUCGUGCAAGUGCUGCUCCGCUUCCUUCACGCCGUAGAGCAUGAGCAUCAGCCAUGGCCCCUCCAAUGGCUUUGUGGUCUAGUGAUCAGUCUCGCCAAGCCUGGCCGCUCUGGGGACGGCGUCAAUGGAUAUCGACCUAUUGUCCUGCUGUCGAUUGUAUAUCGCACUUGGUCCUCAAUUCGAGCUCGCCAGAUAUUGCAACAGCUGGCCCAGCAUAUGCCGCCCUCGGCCCUUGGCUUUAUGCCGCAACGGGAGGCUACCUCCCUCUGGUUCCAGCUUGAGGCCUUGAUUGAGGUCAAUGCGCAGUCUGCUAAACCUGUUGCAGGUUUCUGCACGGACAUUGCGAAAGCUUUCGAGACUCUCCCGAGAGCACCAAUUUUACGUCUUGCGGAAAGACUCGGUGUACCGACCUCUGUGCUCCGGCCUUGGGGUUCCUUCCUUGAACAGCUGGAGCGGCGAUUUCUUAUACGUGACUGUGUCAGUGACGGGGUCCAGGCCACGUCAUUUCCAGAGGGAGAUCCACUCAGCCCCUGUGCCAUGUGUGUGGCGGUGUAUGUUUAUCGCACGUAUAUGUUGGUGUUUGAGCCCCGCCUGAGUGCGUACGCAUAUGUGGAUAACUGGGCACAUACUGCAGCCACCGCAGCGCUUGUCGCGAGAGGGGUCUUCUUGGCUCAGUGA
Molecule: messenger RNA, 2871 nt
Organism: Symbiodinium pilosum
Lineage: Eukaryota; Dinophyceae; Suessiales; Symbiodiniaceae
Source: the annotation of a GenBank genome assembly